AUAUAAAAGCUUAUCGUCGAGGUUUUGCAGAUAGCAGUUGAGUGUUUGUAUAUAAUCAGAGUUACACGCUUGUGCUGGAACUCAAUGAAAUUGAGUGUGAUUUUUUUAUUAUUGUAAAAGAGUAGAAAGAAAAAUAUAAACAAAAUGAAGUUUUAUCAGACAAUCUUCUGUCUAGUCGUCGCCCUUGCUAUUACUUAUGCAUAUCCAGGACAUCAUGCUGAGAGCUAUGCAAAUUUAAAUCAACAUCACCAUGAUCAUCAUUAUGUUGAAGAUCACCAUUAUGGACCAGCCCCCUACAAAUUUGAAUAUGGCGUAAAGGAUCAUCACACUGGUGAUCAUAAACAGGCAUGGGAACACAGUGAUGGACAUCAUGUAAAAGGAUCAUAUUCUCUCUACGAACCCGAUGGAACGAAACGCGUUGUGGAAUACACAGCAGAUCCUCAUUUUGGUUUUAAUGCUGUCGUUAAGAAAAUUGGACAUGCCCAUCAUCACUAUAUUCCACACCAUUGAAAAGCAUUUUAACCAAAUACCGCAUAGUUUUGUUAUUAAAUCAGUGUGUUAAUUAUUGUUAAUAUUUCUACUCAAAAAAAAAUCCUCAAGAACGUGAUUUUUUAAAACCUAUACAUAUUUUUUAAUCAAUGUUUUUAUUCAAACGAUGUGUUUGACAUCUUUAAAAAAAAAAAGUACAACGAUUAGUGCAAAAAAAAAUGUUAUCCAUAUAUCAAAACUAUCUCUGGAGUACAAAGUGGCUUUACUGAAAAUUAUGAAAUAAAAAAAUGAUAAUUCUUCGUUGUAAACCAAAUUGAAAUCUCAAUAAAUUAUUUGUGAUUAUAUCUUAUUUAAUUUAUCUUAUUAUUUUCA
This is a messenger RNA of Lutzomyia longipalpis, 861 nucleotides long. Its product is annotated as adult-specific cuticular protein ACP-20-like. The record is from RefSeq and is a predicted model, not a curated record. Bases 145 to 510 code for a protein of 121 amino acids. Gene Ontology annotation, cellular component: extracellular matrix. NCBI's taxonomy places the organism in Eukaryota, Metazoa, Arthropoda, Insecta, Diptera, Psychodidae. The transcript has 3 exons.